Molecule: messenger RNA, 7293 nt
Organism: Astyanax mexicanus (Mexican tetra)
Lineage: Eukaryota; Metazoa; Chordata; Actinopteri; Characiformes; Acestrorhamphidae
Gene: arid4b
Product: AT-rich interaction domain 4B
Exons: 24
Coding region: 195-4103 (1302 amino acids)
Biological process (GO): regulation of transcription by RNA polymerase II
Cellular component (GO): nucleus
Molecular function (GO): transcription cis-regulatory region binding
Source: RefSeq, a predicted model, not a curated record
UGGUGAGACAUUUCGUCGGAUUCGCUUCCCGACACGGACCCCGGGUUUGCGGGCAACCUUUGGACGAUAAUCGUCGAGGAUUGUUGCAUGUUUUCCAAUGGAUUAACGCAUAACGGCAGAGGGAAACUUGUUUAAUCGCAUUCGCAAGGUAAAGAUUUGAACCAACCGUCCAUCUGGGAUCGUUGUGGACAGAGAUGAAGACCCUGGAGGAGCCCCCGUAUCUAACCGUGGGCACUGAUGUAAGUGCCAAGUACAGAGGGGCGUUCUGUGAAGCCAAGAUCAAAACUGCUAAACGACUCGUCAAGGCCAAGGUGACCUUCAAGCCGGACUCGUCCACGGCGGAGGUCCACGACGAGCACAUCAGAGGAACGCUGAAGGUGGGAGCUGUGGUGGAAGUGAAAAACCAGGAUGGAGUCUACCAGGAAGCCACCAUCAACAAACUCACAGACGCCAGUUUAUACACUGUUGUGUUUGAUGACGGUGAUGAGAAGACACUGAGGCGAUCUUCACUCUGUCUGAAAGGAGCUCGUCACUUUGCGGAGAGUGAGACGCUGGACCGGCUUCCUCUCACCAAUCCGGAACACUUCGGAACGCCGGUUAUCGGUAAAAAAGGCAACCGCGGGGGACGACGCUCCAACCCCAUUCAGGAGGAAGAGUCGUCCUCUUCGUCCAGUGAGGAGGAGGGUGAUCAGCAGCAGAAUGAAGAGCUGUAUGGGAAGGUGGUGUGUGUGGAGGCCAUCGCUGCUGGAGAUAAGAAGAAGAGCUGGUACCCUGCCCUGGUCAUCUCUCCAGACUGUCAUGAGGACGUAACGAUGAAGAAGGAUAACGUGUUUGUUCGCUCCUUUAAAGACGGGAAGUUUCACACGGUUCUACGGAAAGAUGUGCAGGAACUGGAAGCAGAGGUGACUCCCAAAGUAGACGCCAGCCUCAAACCAGCUCUGGAAGCAGCGUGGGAGUUUCAGAAGAACGGAUCGGUACCGAGCAUCUGGAGAACCGAGGUGAAGGACGAGAGCUCCAGCAGUGAGGAGGAGGACGAGGAGGAUGAAGAGGUGCAGGAGGAUGAUGGCAGCAGUGAGGAGGAAGAGGAGGAGGUGGAGCCAUUUCCAGAGGAGAGGGAGAACUUCCUCCAGCAGCUCUACAAGUUCAUGGAGGACAGAGGCACUCCCAUCAACAAGCGUCCGGUGCUGGGCUACAGGAACCUGAACCUCUUUAAACUCUAUCGGCUGGUACACAAGCUCGGAGGGUUCGAUAACAUUGAGAGCGGCUCAGUCUGGAAGCAGGUUUAUCAGGAUCUGGGAAUCCCGAUUCUGAAUUCAGCUGCUGGGUACAAUGUGAAGUGUGCCUACAGGAAGUAUCUGUAUGGGUUUGAAGAUUACUGCACCUCCACCGGGAUCACGUUCCGUAUGGACCUUCCGUUAAAAGUGGAGAAGCCGAGUCCUCCGGCUGAGAGCGCCGUUGACGGAGUGGGAGGAGCCAGCAGCAGCGCUGAUGUUUCAGCCUUGGCCGGACCGAGUGACGAGCCAAAACCUGAGCAAGAACCAGAGAUCUCCCACAGCCAGUCUAAUGUGAAGGAGGAUAAGUCAGAAGUAGCAGGACCAGGCAGGACCAAGGUGGACACCAGCAGCCUGAAGGAGGCCGACAAGGGCUCAAGUGAAGAAGAGGAAAACGGCCCUGAUGAAGAACCUGAGAAACAUGACUCUACUGAAGUUGGACCAACACCAGAAGGUCCGUGCUCAGAGAAUGUGAAGGAGGAGCCGUGUGAGGAGCAGAACAAGGAGGAGUCUGGGGAUGACAGCAGUCAGGAGUGGGAGGAGGGGGAAGAGUUUGAGUGUUACCCCCCUGGCAUGAAGGUGCAGGUGAGGUAUGGGCGAGGCCGCAAUCAGAAGACGUACGAAGCCACUGUGAAAGAGUCAGACCUGGAGGGGGGAGAGGUGCUCUACCUGGUGCACUACUGUGGCUGGAACAUCAGGUAUGAUGAAUGGAUCAAAGCUGACAAGAUUGUUCGACCCGCCAAUAAGAAUGUUCCCAAAAUAAAGCAUCGAAAAAAAAUAAAGAACAAAGCUGAAAGAGAGAGAGAGCAAAUAGAGCGCUUAAACGAAAGAGACGACCUCUCUCCCGCCAAACAUCGAAUCAGCAGGUCCUCUAAACUCAGCUCCAGCAACGAGGUCUGCCCCAAGACGGAGGAGUGUGAUGAUAAAGAGGAGCAGCAGACUCUCGUCAAAUCGCCCGAGACUGCGUCCGAUGUCAACGGACUCCGAGCAUCCGAGAGCUCUUCAGAUGACAGCGAACGCGAGGAGGAUGACGACGGUGACCAUGAUGGUGAAGGUCCAGGAGGUCGGCCAGGCCUUCGAAGAGGAGGUCCUCCAGAACGUCCUCGCACGCCCCCUCAUUGGGAGGGUGGCACAUCUGCUGAAGGCUUCAAGGCUUCAGUGAGCGUGAGCAACGCUGAGUUACCAACCAGCCAAGACGUCCCCGAAACAGGGAAGCGGAAGGGACCGUUCGAGAAUGAGAGCGAGGUGCCCAGCACCAGGAGGAGAAAACCUGAAGGACCAGCCGAGCGCACCCCAAAAACCCCAUGUAAAGGCAAAACCAGGGGCAGCAGGGGGACGGACUGGUUGCCCAGCAGCUCACCAAAGAAGCUGGACGAGAGAAAUGCGGGACCUGUGGACGACCCAGGAGACCAGUCCAGCAGUAGCUCUGAAGAUGAGUGUGGUCCUCAAACAAACACUCAGGCUGUGGAGGAGCCGCGGAUACAUCCCAAAACCAAAGGUUCACCCUCAAAGAAGUACAAUGGGCUGAAGGAGAAGACUAAGGGUGGGCGUUCCUCUGGAUUCUGGGAGAUCCCGGAGAAACGAGCCAAAAUAGCUGUCGGAAUCGAAGAGCGAGCUCCCGGCUGCCGUGCCAAAGGCCAAAAAGAUGUGUGGUCCAGUAUUCAAGCCCAGUGGCCUAAAAAGACCCUUAAAGAGCUAUUUUCAGAUUCGGACACCGAGGCUGCCAACUCCCCUCCGCCAGCAGUGCAAGCCCUGGACGAGCCUCGCUCGGAGCCCGAUCAGAAGGAGGAACCGGCCAAGGAACCGCAGGAGAGCCAGCCAGAGAAGAGCCAGGAGUAUCCCAGCAGCGGGAGCAACUCCGUCCUCAACACGCCGCCCACCACACCGGAGUCCGCGGAGGCGCUGCCAGAGACACGACUGUCCUCCACGCCCCCCCAGAGCUCCGCCCUCGCCUCCUGCUCCCCAGCCGAGUCCGAGGACACGGCCGGGCCGCUGAUGGAGGAGUGCGCCGGGGGCCGCAGCGAGUCUGACAGCAGCAUGGUGGAGGUGGAGAGCGUGGGCUGCGAGAUCCAGGACCUUCCUCGAGAAGAAGAAGCGGCGCCGUCCCCCUCCAAGGCCUUUGACGGCAACUUGUCCAGCAACAGCAACUGCAGCCUGACUCUCAGCAGCAGCAGCCAGCAAGACAGCGAGCAGAAAGCCAAAGCCUCGUCCUCCAACCAGAAGCGGCACAAAGAAUCCCAAGGAGGAGGAGCAUCAAAGAAACACAAGCGGAGUCACAAGACCCUCAGUCUGCACCCCAAAAAGAACCACAAAUCAGCUAACAGUAGUGACAGUGAGGAUCAGUGUAUCAGUGAGGGAACAGCUAAAUCCCCCACCUCUAAGAGCAGCACAUCCGACCUGAAGCCCAUCGUCCCUCCUAAGUGCUCGGGCCGGACACCCCCCUCUCAUAAAUACCACAAACACAGCGACUCGGAUCACUCUCAGCCCAAAGAGCCGCACGGGAACGGCCGGGGCUCCCGGAUCUACAAGUGGAGCUUUCAGAUGUCGGAUUUGGAGAAGAUGAGCAGUCUGGAGAGGAUAGCGUUCCUGCAGGAGAAGCUGCAGGACAUCAGGAACCACUAUCUCUCGCUCAAAUCCGAAGUGGCCUCCAUCGACAGGAGACGAAAGAGGAUGAAGAAAAAGGAGCGAGAGACAGGUGCAGCAGUGGCUUCAUCCUCCUCGUCCUCCUCGCCGUCGUCCAGCUCUCUGACUGCGGCGGUCAUGCUGACUCUGGCGGACCCGACCGUGUCGGGCUCGUCGCAGAACUCUGGGGUUUCGGUGGAGUGCAGGUGACACCGAGAGUAACGACCCUCCUGCAGCACAGAGCACUUAACCAGCACCCAGCCGAGCCUCCGGCCUACGAGCCCAGACUGUAGGACCCGAACUCUGACCGACGGAGUCACAUGACACAAACAUCCGGGGCACAAAAACGCAAAGGAAAACCAGAACCGAAAACAUCGGAUCCAGACAACAAGAAGCACUAUUUUCUAUUGACAGCUGUUUCCUCUGCGAGCAAAUUGCACUCAAGUGUACUUUUUUCUGGAAAGAUUGGGGACGGACGAAUGCAGAAAACAAUCUUUUUAUGAAACACCUUUUCUCUUUCUUUCUUUCUUUUCUUCUUUCUUUUCUUUUUUCUUUUUUCUAUAUAAUUGAUGUUUAGUUCCGAGCAAUAACUUUGUCCAUGCGGAUGUAAAUUGUGUCGUUUCUGUGGCGAGUAGAACUGCAGUCAAAAGCCAGAACUACAAACUGUGUUUCCCCGGGUUCAGCACGGGUUCCUAAUGAAACAAACCAACCAGAAACGAGUUCAUGCAGGCAGUGAAUCAGUGGGCGUGGUCUGUGUCCUCCAGCAGUUCUUCUUAGUUGUUACUGUUACUGCUAUUAUUAUUAUUAUUAUUAUUAUUAAUUUGGUUUUGAUUUUUAACAUUUUGCUGUUUAGGUUUACGCUGAUGGAGUUUAGAGCUGCAGAAACGCACUGCUGGCUGUAGUUUGGUGGACGUGGAUGGAGGGUGUGGAGGGUGCGGAGGUCUGUUGGUGUUGUCGUGCCUUGACGUUCCUGUUUUAAGGCGUUUGCUGAGAUUAAUGCAGUGAUGAGAUGAGCGUAACCGACCCGUGCCGAGCCGAAACCUGCAGCUGUUGUAAACAGUGUGUGCGUGCUUAGUUUGUUUCACGUUUCAUAACACUUCUAAGGCUGGAGAUAUAUUUGCUGUUUGGCCAGGUGCUCACAUAGACAACCGUCUGCAUCAUAAACAGACGUCACUGUUCACAUACUUGCCUACAUAUGUGCUACUUAUGUUACAGAAGGUUUCUACUAGAGGUCUGCUCUCACCAAAGCAGCAAGAAGAACACACCUACACACAUGUACAGAAGUGUGUGUAGCUCUGUUUUCCAAAACUUUCCUAACAUUGAUCAUUGACGUACCUCACGUACACGUACGCAGUGACUCGGUUCUGAUACAGCAGCUCACAGAUGCAGCCUUGUGCUGAUCCACAUCACCCUAGGAGUGAUGAGGGGAAAGAAAGAGCUCCAUCUACUGUACCCACCCAGAGAGAGCAGAGAGCAAGGCCAGUUGUGCUCUCUCAGGGCUCCGGCAGCUGAUGACAAGCUGCAUGACCGGGAUUCAAACCAGCGAUCUCCCGAUCAUAGUGGCAGCACUUAACUUAAGACUGCUGGACCACUCUCAGCCCCCAAGCACAUAUAUCUCUAGCUAAAGUGUUAAAUUAUGAGUUUAGUUGUAGUGUGCAUAAGAAGCAUGAGAAGAGACAAGCGAGGGCCAAGAGGAACAAUACUGCUCGAAUGUUAAUCAGUCAGCAAAAUGAUUAAACACUUUAACAAAGCCUUAUGAAAGAUAAAUAAUAAAUAUAUUUAUUGGCCCUUCACCUCGAGCGCUACCAGCUGAAGCCUAUACUCCUGCGAAUCCUCUGCAAUGUACUCAUCUCGUUAUUCGAGACGCUGGACGAGUGCCAAGGGCUGUUUACUAUUUGUGAUAUUUAUGACAUUUAUAUAACAGCUACAACAGGAGACGUGGAGUUCAGUAUUUCUAAACUAAAGAUUAUUAUGAUUGUAGAUGGUUACAUACAGAGAAUUAAAUACGUUUUUUCUGGCAAGCAAGACUCGAAAUGUAUUUUACUACUGAAAUAUAUAAAAACUAACCCGGCUGGUGGAAAUUUGAACAGUUAAUAUGGCAGUAUUUGGAAGUGCAAUGAUAAAAAAAGUCCCCUUACCAUGAAGAAACCUUUAUUCUAAAUGUAGCCUCCUGUAUACGGCCGUCUUUCUUUUCUAGCUUUUCCUCUCAGUUGUUUUAAGAAACCAAUUGUUUUCUGCGUGUUGAGGAGAUAUCAGUCAGUGGCCAGUGGCUUACGUUUCAUCAUUAAAUACAGUAUAUUGGGAAUAAUAAAGGACUUAGUUUGCCAAUGAUUGAUUGAUGAUUGUUUUACAGCUGAGGAAAGUAAUUGGUCAUCUAUGUUACGUCACACGUUUGCGUUGUUUUUCGUUUUUUUGUUUGUUUGUUUGUUAGUUUGUUUAAUUCUCGCUGGCUGGAGUAUUAUAUUAUAGCGUUCAUUAGUAUGUGGGGAGAAGACAGGAAUACAGUACAGCAUGAUCCAGUCGAAGCCAUUGUAAUCACCUGUGGUGCUCUCACUGCUCUAAGGGAACAGGCUUUACCUUGAAAUUAACUCAAAAAUUGUUAAUUGUCCAAUAAAAAGAUUUGGUUUGUAACUUGGUCACCGUGGUCAGAGAAACAAAAGAAACGGUUCCAAUGACCCAAAUGUGCUUUUUUCCAGUUUAAAGAGAACUAACUAUGUACGUGUGCAUAACUGACGACACCUCCAGUGUUUCCUUUGUAUAGCCCCGCCCACUGUACCAUACCCUGAAGGUCUGUCCCGGUUGGCACUUGUAUGUAAUUGUAUGCCUUUGUUAUACAUUUGUAUAUUAAGAGGUGUGUUUUGAGUCGAGCUAUUUAAUAUCUUGCACUGUUAAUAUGUACUUUCUGUACAGACAGUUUUACCGUUUUAACUGUAGUGUGUCCGUGUACAUUCUGAAGGUAAAGCAUGUCCUACCCCCCCACACGUUCCCUCCCCUGCCUUUUUUUUUACUUUUCCGUUUUGUGUUUUUACUUUUACUCUGUGGCACCUUCAGCUUUUUUUUGGUUCAGUUUUCAUAUUCUGUUACACCCUACCCCCCAUUUCCCGUUCAGUCUUUAUUUCUUUAUUUCUUUCUGUUAAACUGUGCUUGUAUUGGACUUUUUUAAUGUGAUUUAAAAGUAUUUUCCAAUCUGUACAUGGACUGUAAAGUUUUAUGGAUCUUUACAAAAAAACGAAAACAUUCUGAGACCUUGUGUAAGAGAGCGUGAGAAUGUGGCAAAGCAAAGAUCUAUUGUAUUUAUUAGAUUGAUCAGAGGGUGGGAAUUGUGUAAUUUAUUGUACAAAUGUAAGAAGAAAAUCCUCAGUUUUAAAUAAAUGCCAUAGUUUGUGAGUUUCAAUCCUAA